AUGAAAUAAGCAAAUAAUACCAACUAGUUGUAAUAAUUAGACCCAAUAGAAGUAAUUGACAAUCUAGAAACUUUGAAAAAAGUUAUUAAAUAAAAAGAUGCUUAAAUUAAAAAUAUGGAAACAGAAUUUUAAGAAAGAUUGAAUGCAUUUUAAUUAGCUGUUGCAAGAGAUUAAGAUGGAUUAAAAUAAGAUAUAAUCUCAUUUUUAUUAAAAGACAAUGAAUAACAAAAAAAGAUUGAAUAACUUCAUAUAAAUUAUGAAUUGUAUACUUUAGUAUUAAUUAUCUUAGAUUGUAAAAUUAAUUAGAAGAAACCUUCUUAGAAAGUAACAAUAAAAUAAAAACAUUACUUGAUAUAAAUGACAAAAAAGAUCAUGAAAUAGAACAGCUUAAAUAGUAAAUAAGAGACACAGAAGAUAGAGUUAAUCAACUUAGAAAAAAUUCAAUUUCAAAAGAUAGAAAUAUGUAUGAAACAGAAGCAUUAAUUAAUAAAAAGAUUCUUGAUCUUUAAAAAAGAGAAGCUGAUUUGACAUUUAAAUUGAAACAAGCUUUAGAAAAAGUAAAUAUAAAUUCAAAUAUUAAAUAGAAUGAGCAAUUGUAAAAUUAUUUUGAAAAUUAUUAAAGUGAAAAGGAAGUUAAAUUAAUAAAAUAAGUAGAACAUUUAAAGAAGUAAAACACUUCCUAAUUAAACAACAUAUCAUCUAAUUAUGAAGAUUAAGUUAAAACUUCAAAAGAAGUUAUUGAACAAUUAUAAGAACAUAUUCUCAAUUAAAAAGAAAGAUUUUCCUAAAUUUAAGAUGAAAAUUAAAAAUUAAAAUGUGAAGUAGAAAUAGCAAAUGCUAAAAUAAAUUGUAAUACCUUUAUAAUUUAUUUAUAGAAUUAUUAAGUAUAAUUGAUAAACUUUAGGAUACAGAAUCAUUACAUGAUUAAACAAGAAAGGAAUUAUAAUAAGUAGAAGACAGUAAGAAUAUAUUAGAGAGAAAUUAUAAAUUGUAUAUAUUAUAUAUUUAUUUUUAGAGAAAUCUAAGCAUUAUAAAUCUAAUUAGAGGAGGCUACAAAAUAUAUUGAUUUAACUACUAAUCUUCAAUAGAAACUAAAUUAAAAGGAUUCAAAAAUAUCAUAUAUUUUAUAGGAAAACUAAUAAUUACAAGAAUUAGUUUAAGAUUUGAGAGUAUAAGUUUCAUCUAUUGAAUAACAUUUUCAAUAACAUGCUGAUGAAUAGAGAAAAGCAAAUAUAUUAUUAUCAAAUAAAGAAUUUGAACUUUAAACUAUAAUUGAAAGUUAAGCUCGAAAUUUUGUAGAAUAAGAAUAAAAAUUAAAAGUAAGUUAUGAAGAACUUUGGUUAGAUUACUAAAAUUUAUAAUAUAAUUAUGAAUUGUUAAAGUAAAAGAAUGGAGAAGAUUCAUUUAGAUUAAAAUUAUAUAAAACCAAUGAUAAAAAAGGCAAUAGAGCUUUUCAUGGAAGUCAAACAAGAUUGUCUGUUGCUGAUAAAGAUCAUUAAAAUAAUUAAGAAACUAUUAAAAUUAAUGAUGAUGCCUUUUUAAAGACAUUAGAAAGUUAUUAAAAAUAAGAUUUACCAAAAUAAACUAAUAAAAGAUUAGAUCGUAAUGUUUAUGUUAGAAGAGGUUGA
Molecule: messenger RNA, 1628 nt
Organism: Paramecium pentaurelia
Lineage: Eukaryota; Ciliophora; Oligohymenophorea; Peniculida; Parameciidae
Source: the annotation of a GenBank genome assembly